AUGGAGUGUAUUUCAACUACCCAGUAUAGUAUUUCCCUAAAUGUAGGAUUAUAUGGGAAGAUACAAGGGCGAAGAGGACUUAGACUGGGGGACCCCAUUUCUCCUCUGCUCUUUAUCAUUUGUAUGGAGUACUUUAUUAGAAUACUAAACAGGGUGGCUAUGAUAAUAGGAUUUGAGUUCCAUACAAAAUGCAAAGGGCUUAAACUAAAUCACUUAUGUUUUGUAGAUGAUAUGCUACUGUUCUGCAAGGGCACAUACCAAUCAGUGGUUCUAAUGCUUAGGGGAUUACAAACUUUCACUGAUACAUCAGGAUUGAGCACAAAUGCAAGGAAGUCCAAAAUUUUCUCAGCAAAUAUGAAAACUCAAAGCCUUGAAGAUAUAUGUGAACUUACAGGAUACCAGAAAGGCACUUUACCUUUUAGAUACUUGGGAGUUCCAAUAUCUGCCAAGAAACUUACUGCACUAGAUUAUGAAAUGCUCCUGGAGAAGUUGGCAGUCAGGGUGUGCAGACCAAAGAAAGCUGGUGGCCUAUGGGUCCUAGAUUGUAUGAUUUGGAAUGAAGCAUCUGUAGCUAAAUAUGCUUGGAAUAUAGCUCAAAAAGCUGACAACUUAUGGGUCAGGUGGGUUGAUCAUAUUUACCUGAGCCACACUAACUGGUGGGAUUACACCCCUCCUACUGACUAUUCAUGGUACUGGAAGAAGAUAUGUUCCAUUAGAGAUAAGUUCAAAGCUGGAUAUAUGGGCAAUGGGUGGAUAACACAUAAUGGUAGCUACACAAUUCACAGUGGCUAUCAACACAGGAAAGGAGAACAAGAAGCUUGGUAUUGGGAGAAGUGGUGUCAUUUCUCAAAGGAGUGCUUAAAGCUUAUAUUGCAACGGUUGGGUCUUGGAGUGCAAAAUCUGAACCUUCAUAGCCUAUGGAAAAUGAUGACAAGGAACAUCACUGGGAGGAAAUGCAGAGCAUUUUUACAUGCAGUCUUGACAGCUUUGGUUUACAACAUCUCAAAAGCAAGAAAUAGAGCUUUGUGGAAGCAAGCAGUUCCAGAACCAAGAAGAGUUAGAGAUCAGAUUAAGGAGGACUGCAAAAUCAAAGUAUAUAACCACAUUGAUAGCAACAUAAAUAGGAGUGGGGGGAACUGGAUAGGGGGACUAUACAAUAUAACACAUGUAUAG
Messenger RNA from Lycium ferocissimum, 1173 nucleotides. RefSeq lists its product as uncharacterized. The transcript is spliced from 3 exons. Lineage: Eukaryota; Viridiplantae; Streptophyta; Magnoliopsida; Solanales; Solanaceae. The record is from RefSeq and is a predicted model, not a curated record. The coding region runs from base 1 to 1173 and encodes 390 amino acids.